Messenger RNA from Drosophila innubila, 1543 nucleotides. Its product is annotated as tRNA (guanine(10)-N2)-methyltransferase homolog. The record is from RefSeq and is a predicted model, not a curated record. Gene Ontology annotation, biological process: methylation. Gene Ontology annotation, cellular component: cytoplasm. The transcript is spliced from 4 exons. NCBI's taxonomy places the organism in Eukaryota, Metazoa, Arthropoda, Insecta, Diptera, Drosophilidae. Gene Ontology annotation, molecular function: nucleic acid binding. The coding region runs from base 47 to 1519 and encodes 490 amino acids.
AAGACAGCACAUGCUACUAAAUAAAUAAAUAUUUACAAUUUGUAAAAUGACAAAGUUUUGGAAAAAGUAUAUACUUUGGUUUGCCCAAGAGCAUGUGGAUUUUCGAGUAGCUGAAUUCGAGUCAAUUGUAAAGUUAUUCGGCCUUGAGUUUAGGCAUAUUAACGAGAAUCGAUUGAAACCUUUCUGGCUGGUGGAAUUUCCGAAUGAAGAGAUUGCUUUGAAGUACGCCUCCCGAUCUGUGGCACUGCGAUCAAUAAUUGAGCUGCAUACACAUGGUAACACAAUGCCGGAAUUCCACCAGAGAUUGCAGUCUCAUGUGGACAGGAAUCGAGGGGAACUCUCGGAGUAUUUCAGUGCGGACAGCUUUAGGGUGACAGUGGAAACGUACAACAAACAUUUUAGUCAGCGGCAGAAGAUUGAUAAAAUCGAGGCCAUGGAUUAUUUACCCAUCGCAGGCGCUGUUAAUCUCAAGGAACCACACGUGGAAUGGUGGUACUUGGAAUUCUGGGGCUUGGAUCCCACCGAUGUGCCCGCCGAGCCAGAGGAUAUUGUAUUUGGACGCAUGUUGUGCCAAGGACAAAGACAUUUAAUUAAACAGCUGUCGCUAAAGCAGCGUAAAUUCAUUGGGAACACCAGCAUGGAUGCACAGUUGAGUCUGUUAAUGGCCAACCAGGCGUUGGUCCGGAAUGGUGACCUCGUCUUCGAUCCCUUCGUGGGCACUGGCUCCUUGCUGGUAAGUGCUGCCAAGUUUGGAGGAUAUGUUCUCGGAGCUGACAUUGAUUAUAUGAUGGUCCAUGCCCGCUGUCGUCCGAGUCGCAUCAGCCAAAAGGUGCGGGAGAAGGACGAGAGCAUACGUGCCAAUCUCAAGCAGUACGGUUGUGAGGAUCGCUAUAUGGAUGUCGUGGUAGCUGACUUCUCGAAUCCCCUCUGGCAUCCAAGGAUUCGCUUCGACAGCAUCAUUACAGAUCCUCCUUAUGGUAUUCGUGAGGCCACCGAGAAGGUGGAGAACAAGUCCAACUCUAAGGAAAACACUCGCACGGCGGAUAUGGCGCAUUAUCCCUCAACCUCACACUAUUCCCUGCAGCAUUUGUACACGGAUCUCAUGCAGUUUGGCGCCAAACAUUUGAAACUAGGCGGUCGCCUCGUUUGCUGGUUGCCUUUUCAUCGCGAGGAUUACAGUGAAUCAAUCCUGCCACAACACACACACCUCCGGCUAGUGGCCAAUUCGGAGCAGCUUCUGGCGGGAAACACAGCACGACGUCUGCUCACCUAUGAGAAGUGCUUGGAGUACAGUGAGACAGCUAACCAAAAUGGUAGUUCCACACAGAUUCCCGAGUCCACACAGGAGUUUAGAGAGCGCUACUUUAAUACGAAUGGAACACUGGAGUCGCGUCAGGAUCGUCGCAUGCGGAAGGCGGCACAGCGGGAGGAGGGACGACUGCAGAUGGAGAUGCGAGGGAAACUCGUGAUUGAUGGACGUGCCAAGAAAUGUGAUUUAAACAAAGCUCGCUUCGACUAAAUAAUUUUCUAAUUAAUGAACAUA